AUAUAUCUGGAGAGGUUGGAGAAGGCUGUUUCGAAAAGUGCGCUUGCGACGGUGUUAAGUCGGUCGGACGAUCCGUUUCAUAAGGCUACGCUGAGGACGUAUCUUGGGACCUUUGAGUUUGCUGUUGACCCGUUGGAUAUGGCACUGCGAAAGUUAUUGAUGGAACUUCACUUACCGAAGGAAACACAGCAGAUCGACCGUGUCCUCGAGGCUUUUGCGGUAAGGUACUCGGAAUGUAACCCGAACCUCUUUCCAAAUGCCGAGGUCCCGUACGUGUUGGCCUUCAGCCUGAUGAUGCUACACACAGACGCUUACAACAAAUCCAACAAACACAAAAUGACAAAAAUGGACUAUGUCCGGAAUACCCGCAUGGACGGUCUCCCACCCGAUGUUCUUGAGUGUUUUUAUGAUAAUAUCACAUAUACCCCAUUCAUCCACAUCGAUGACGACGUUGACAUCAACGGGAACCUUCCCUUAGAAGGCGGCGGGGCGAAGAGGAAUGGAUUUUCGAGACGGGAUGAGGUCAAGAAGGGGAAGGGGGCGGUGGAUCCAUACACGCUGAUCCUGGAGGGCAAAUUGGAGACGUUGAGACCGGAUUUGAGCGCGGUGUUGAGGGAUGAGUCGGAGUUUUCGUAUACGGGUACGGUGCCGUCGUUUGAAGUGGAGAGCUUGCAUAAAGCUUUCACGGAGACUGCGACGCUGCAGAUUGUCAGUCCGCGUAGUCGACCGGGAGCGUUUUUGACACCGGCGGCGGCUGCGCAUCCGCAGGAUACGGAUCCGGGGUUGGUUGAUGUGAAGGUUACGAAAGUUGGGAUUUUGAGUCGGAAGGAAGAUAAGAAACGCGGGAAGGCGUCAAGGGCGUGGAGGGAGUGGGGUGUUAUUUUGACGGGUUCUCAGGUUCUGUUCUUCAAAAACGUGCAGUUUGUGAGGUCGUUGAUUCGGCAGUACGAGAAACAUCGCAAACAUGGGAAUGAUGGAGAGACGGUUACGUUUCACCCUCCCGUUAAGGCAUUCAGCCCUGAUGCGAUGCUGACGACCGUUGAGGCUGUUGCGGUGUAUGACAAGAUCAACGCAAAGAAAGGGAACUCGACGUUUAGGUUUGUUAGUCGGGGUGGGACGCAUGAUGUUUUCAAGGCGGAGAAUGAAGAGGAGAUGAAUGAUUGGAUUGCUAAGAUCAAUUACGCGGCGAGCUUCCGGACUGCGGGUGUGAGAAUGAGGGGAAUUGUCAUGCUCAAUGAAGGUGGGCCCAGGAGGGGGUACACGCUCAGACGUGCGGAGUCUCAGUCGAGUGCGAGCACGGGCGGGCAUUCGAGGGAUGAGAGUCAGCUGAGUUUGGCGGCGGAGAUUGCGGCGGCGAGGAGGACGAUCCUACGUCAUAAACUGACGGAGAUCAUGGAGAAGAUGACAGCACAGGAGGCGCAGCUCGAGGCUGAUAUGCGGACUGCGAGGAAUUUGAGGGUGUUGACGCCAAUCCAGGCCUUCACGCGCGAGAAGGUGAUUGAGGCGGCGCAGGCACUUGCCACGAGGAUUAGUUGGGUGCGGAUUGAGCAGGCGAGACUACUUUGUCAUCAGGAAGUUCUGUCGAGGGAC
Messenger RNA from Saitoella complicata NRRL Y-17804, 1590 nucleotides. RefSeq lists its product as uncharacterized. The annotation marks the transcript as partial. Gene Ontology annotation, biological process: regulation of ARF protein signal transduction. The transcript has a single exon. Gene Ontology annotation, molecular function: guanyl-nucleotide exchange factor activity. Lineage: Eukaryota; Fungi; Ascomycota; Saitoellomycetes; Saitoellales; Saitoellaceae. The record is from RefSeq and is a predicted model, not a curated record.